Messenger RNA from Moesziomyces antarcticus, 1227 nucleotides. RefSeq names its product peptidase. The coding region runs from base 1 to 1227 and encodes 408 amino acids. The record is from RefSeq and is a predicted model, not a curated record. Gene Ontology annotation, biological process: proteolysis. Lineage: Eukaryota; Fungi; Basidiomycota; Ustilaginomycetes; Ustilaginales; Ustilaginaceae. The transcript has a single exon. Gene Ontology annotation, molecular function: metalloexopeptidase activity.
AUGAAGUUCACCAUUCCCAUCGCCGCCGUUGCGGUGGCACUGUCCACGUCCACGCUCGGCGCGUCGGCUCUGCCCAUCCACGAUGUCGUCUCCACCGGCGGUUUUGCUGGCUCGCUCUUCGGCGGGCUGACCAGCUCGCUCUCGGACCUCUUUACUCCGCGUCUCGUCCAGACGGCGCCCGAGCAGCAGCCGUACUGGACCACCGAGUUCGGCAAACAGCUGCUGUGGUACCGCGGCGUCCACUUUAUGGACCUCACCGACACGCCCACGCUCGGCGAGCUCUCGGCAGCCCGUCUGCAGGCGCAGGGCUCCAACAGCCUGGUCGGCAGCGACUCCAAGUUCCCCAGCAAGCUGCAACAUCACAAGGCGCUCAAGAAGGUCUUCAAGCUUAUCUCCCAGGACGGCCCGCGCAAGCAUCUCGCCAAGUUUACCAGCUUCCACACGCGGUACUACAAGAGCUCGACGGGUCGCGACUCGCAGGCGUGGCUGCUCAAGACGGUGUCCGAGCUCGUGGCGUCGUACGACUACGUGAGCGUGCGCGAGUUCCCGCACGCCUGGGGCCAGAACUCGAUCCUGCUCUCCGUCAAGGGCACCAACGCCACGCUCACCAAGGAGCGCGGCGUGACCAUCCUGGGUGCGCACCAGGACUCCACCAACCUCUUCCCCUUCUUUGCUGCCCCCGGUGCGGACGACGACGGCUCGGGCACCGUGACGAUCAUCGAGGCGCUGCGUGUGCUGCUCGAGUCCAAGUGGCGUCCCGAGACGGAUGUGGAGCUGCACUGGUACAGCGCCGAAGAGGGCGGCCUGCUCGGCUCGCAGGCGGUGGCGCAGUCGUACGAACGUCAGGCCACCAAGGUGCACGCCAUGCUGCAGCAGGACAUGACCGCCUUCGUCAAGCAGGGCACCAAGGAAACCGUCGGCCUCGUCUCGGACUUUGUCUCGGCCCCGCUCACCAAGUUCAUCGGCUCGCUCGUCGACGAGUACCUCGACAUUGGAUACACCGAGACCAAGCUCGGCUAUGCAGGAAGCGACCAUGCCAGCUGGACCAAGAUCGGCGCCGACUCGGCGUUUGCCAUCGAGGCGACGUUUGAGAACAGCAACCUCAAGCGCAUCCACACGACCCAGGACACCUUUGACCACCCCGAGUUCAGCUUUGACCACCUCAUGCAGUUUGUCCGUCUGUCCGCCAGCUUUGUCGUCGAACUUGCGGGUUGGUCCACUCCCUGA